AUGCCUCGUACUCGCAAGCAAGUCACAAGGUCUUUUUCCGCUUGUUGGACUUGUCGCCGACGGCGCGUCAAGUGCAACGGUGUAGGUCUACCGUGCAACCAGUGCAAGAAAUGCAGGCUUGAGUGUGAAGGGUAUAGCAUCCAGCUCGUUUGGGUAGACCCAAAGACUGGCACUUAUCCU
Molecule: messenger RNA, 180 nt
Organism: Trichoderma asperellum CBS 433.97
Lineage: Eukaryota; Fungi; Ascomycota; Sordariomycetes; Hypocreales; Hypocreaceae
Source: RefSeq, a predicted model, not a curated record